AUGGAUCUCCUCCUUCUCGAAAAGACCCUUUUAGCCCUCUUCAUCGCCGCCAUAACCGCCAUCACAAUCUCCAAACUCCGCGGCAAACGCUUCAAACUCCCUCCCGGCCCCUUCCCCGUCCCCAUCUUCGGCAACUGGCUCCAAGUCGGCGAUGACCUCAACCACCGCAACCUCACCGACCUAGCCAAACGCUUCGGCGAAAUUCUCCUCCUCCGCAUGGGACAACGCAACCUCGUCGUCAUCUCCUCCCCAGAACUCGCCAAAGAAGUCCUCCAUACCCAAGGAGUCGAAUUCGGUUCCAGAACUCGAAACGUCGUUUUCGACAUCUUCACCGGAAAAGGACAGGACAUGGUUUUCACUGUCUACGGUGAGCACUGGCGCAAAAUGAGAAGAAUCAUGACAGUUCCGUUCUUUACCAACAAAGUUGUCCAACAGUACAGAUUCGGUUGGGAAUCUGAAGCGGGGAGUGUUGUCGAGGAUGUGAAGAAAAAUCCGGAAGCUAGUGUCAACGGAAUUGUGAUACGAAGAAGAUUGCAAUUGAUGAUGUAUAAUAUUAUGUAUAGAAUCAUGUUUGAUAGGAGAUUCGAAAGCGAGGAGGAUCCUUUGUUUGUGAAGUUGAAAGCUUUGAAUGGUGAAAGGAGUCGAUUGGCGCAAAGUUUCGAGUAUAACUAUGGUGAUUUUAUUCCGAUUUUGAGACCGUUUUUGAAGGGCUAUUUGAAGGUUUGUAAAGAGGUUAAGGAUAGAAGGUUGCAGCUUUUCAAAGACUAUUUUGUUGAUGAGAGAAAGAAGCUUGGAAGUACUAAGAGCAUUGACAAUGAAGGAAUUAAAUGUGCUAUUGAUCAUAUUUUGGAUGCUCAAAAGAAGGGGGAGAUUAAUGAUGACAAUGUUCUUUACAUUGUUGAGAACAUCAAUGUUGCUGCAAUUGAAACAACAUUAUGGUCAAUUGAAUGGGGAAUUGCUGAGCUAGUGAACCACCAAGAGAUCCAAAACAAGUUAAGAGAAGAGAUAGACAAAGUUCUUGGACCAGGACACCAAGUAAUCGAACCCGAUCUCGAGAAGCUACCUUACCUACAAGCCGUGAUCAAAGAGACCCUCCGUCUUCGAAUGGCAAUUCCACUUCUCGUCCCACACAUGAACCUUCAUGAUGCGAAGCUAGGUGGUUUUGACAUCCCGGCCGAGAGCAAGAUUUUGGUCAAUGCGUGGUGGCUCGCAAACAACCCGGCUCUAUGGAAAAAGCCGGAGGAGUUUAGGCCUGAGAGGUUCUUGGAGGAAGAGGCUCAUGUUGAGGCGAACGGAAAUGAUUUUAGGUUCCUACCUUUCGGUGUUGGUAGAAGGAGUUGCCCUGGGAUUAUCCUUGCUUUACCUAUCCUUGGUAUUACUAUCGGGCGUUUGGUUCAGAAUUUCGAGCUUUUGCCUCCACCGGGACAAUCUAAGAUCGAUACUUCUGAGAAAGGAGGACAGUUUAGUCUGCACAUACUCAAGCAUUCCACCAUUGUUGCUAAACCAAGAUCAUUUUAA
Messenger RNA from Vicia faba (fava bean), 1518 nucleotides. Lineage: Eukaryota; Viridiplantae; Streptophyta; Magnoliopsida; Fabales; Fabaceae. The record is from the annotation of a GenBank genome assembly.